AUGUCUACGGCCCGGAAACGCCUCUCUUGUGACCGAUGCCACGCGCAAAAACUACGCUGUCCUCGACAUUCGAGCGCCAAUGAGGAGAGCUGUGGAAGAUGCCUGCGUCAUGGCACCAAGUGCGUGUACAGCGUGGCCCUGCCCAAGGGUCGCCCCCGUUCCAAACCCGAGUCUUCGACGCACGGCACUCCUGUGCGACACCAUAAACUCGCCCGUGCCAAUGAUGCCUCCACCUUGCGGGAAGACACGCACGGACUAUGUCUAGACGAUGCCAUGAGCCUUUCACCUGAAUCCCUUCAGCGCAAUCCGGGCGUGCUUGACGAUUCUUUUACUUUCCAGCCAUUACCAUGCUCGAGAGCCGAGGAUUACCUGCAAGGAUCGGACUCUCUUUCCGCCAAUGUCAACUUCUUUGACUUCUCGCCCAUUCAAUUAGCUUCAUGGCAGGAUGAUCUGACGGGGGCUAUCCAGGCACUGACAGCUACGACAGGGGCAGGGCAGCCCUCAGUGCUCCAAGGAUACACCGAGCCCUUGCAGCCCUUUAUAACAAGCUUGAUGUCUCCGGAAGAUGGAUCCUCGUUCCGGCCCGGGAAGGACGGAGAAGAUCACCUGCCAUUAGGCUCCAUGUCCCCGGGUCCUGAUUCUCAAGACAAGCCACCUCCCUACAUCGAAAAAUCCUUCUGGGGUCGCAUCGAGAGCCAGGAGCCUUUAUGCGUCCCAUCCACCCGCGCCGCCCACAUUCCUACUGCAGAAUCGAUACGAGCCACCGCGUCUUGUCGCGACGAGGCUGGCCUGCUCGACUUGAUCGAUGACAUCCCCAGCAAGACAAUCUGUGACGGCUUCAUACAAUCGUUCAUCUCCAUCAUUUACCCUCUCAAUCCCCUCGUUGACCUCCCUACUUUGUCCAGAGACUAUAGCGUCUUGUGGGACAUACGUGCUCAAAAGUCCCGGAGGGGAAAGUCCAACGAUUGCUUCAAAGACGCCAGCGUUGUUACUGUCCUCUUUGCUGCUCUGUACUGCGGUGCCACCGCAGCCUCCACCAGCCUUUGGUCGCAGUCCCCAGCAUUGAGGGCUACCAACACGUCAACAAUCAUUGCUGGACUGAAAACCACCCAGUCCUUCGUCAGCAGAGCGGUCCACACAGCACAAUACCUGGGGCUUCACCGAGAUUUCACAACGCAGGGUCUCAAUGCCACCACACAAGAAUUACGACGACGCAUCUGGUGGUACGUCGUUCGGCUAGACGUCCAGUGUUCGCUCCGGUACGGCUUGCAGAUGCACUGUGGUGCUGAGGGCCACCAGUGGGAUGUGCAGAUGUUGUGUGACCCGGCUUUGGAUGCUGCAGAAGAGCCUCGGCCUGUGGCUGAGCAAUCUGCCUCGAUGUCUAGCCCCCAUGAGCAUCCGUUGUCGCUGCGCUUCGCAGCAGGGACUGCCGAGGUGGUUAGCUGCCAUGAGUUUGGACAAGCAGAUCUCGACUUCCACCUCAAGCGGUAUAAAACCCUGCACACCAAGCUAGCUACGAUCACUGCUGCGUUGGGGUCCUCAAGUGGGCAUGGCCAGGGUCAAGACCACAUGUCCCCUGACCUGCUCUCAUCAAACCAUCAAUCUCCUCGUGAGAUUGACGAGCAACCGGACGCUUUCAUCCCAUGGGCCAGGACUACUCUCAUAGCAUUGGUCAAGGGGUCCUUGAUGAUACUACAGAAAGCCUUCUUAGGUCAUCCCAGCCUCACAGUGCAACAGAACCAGAUGCUAUGGACGAGUACUUUCCGGCUGAGUAUCGAUGUUGUCAUUCACAUCCAUGGAAUUGUACAACUGGCAAGAUCUUCGGCACAAUUAUGGUUUGUGAGAACUAACCUCACGCCACUCGCUCUGGCGGCAACUUUCAUCAUCCUGAACCACCUCAAACGCGAGCCCAGGGCAGAGCACAGCCAGGAGGCGCUGGAAAUGGUUGAUCGGACAAUCAACAUUUUCUCUCUGAUCAAGACGUUGCCGAGUAUGCAGGCGUUGGGCCAUCUAGCUUCCCCUGCCAGCCAUGGGGAAGACACAGAUCCCGAAUGGCAAUGUCUAAAGGCCAUACGAACACGGACUGCUGGUCCAGCGUCGCAGUCUCUCUCGGAGACGUGCGAAAGCCCCCACAGCUCCAGAGACCAGAGCAAGACGCUGAGCCCAUUUGGCCUGAGCCCAGAUAGUCCCUGGUGGGCAAAAUGCUACGGCAUACGGAGCAUCUGAUGACAUGCAAGUGGGAGGAGGCUGGCCUGCACUAGAGCUGGCACAUAGGGGUAUCUCUUCGAGUAGGGCAGCGUUUUUCUCUAGUCCUGAGAAUGUGCAGCAACAUGUGCCUUGGUGCUCAUUUUUUGGCAUAUAAUUCGAUGGUCGGAUGGUUUGGGCCAGGUCAGUUCAUAGUUACGAAUUCAACUUGUUGCGGUUCGCAGCG
Molecule: messenger RNA, 2431 nt
Organism: Cryphonectria parasitica EP155
Lineage: Eukaryota; Fungi; Ascomycota; Sordariomycetes; Diaporthales; Cryphonectriaceae
Exons: 8
Coding region: 1-2226 (741 amino acids)
Biological process (GO): regulation of DNA-templated transcription; DNA-templated transcription
Cellular component (GO): nucleus
Molecular function (GO): zinc ion binding; DNA-binding transcription factor activity, RNA polymerase II-specific; DNA binding
Source: RefSeq, a predicted model, not a curated record